AUGGGAGGUUAUUUUAUUCUUUCACGGCUACUCAUCUUUGCUUUUCUACAAGCCGCCGUAUUUCUCUUAAUUCUCUUCUCCACGCCUUUGGAUGUUUUCCGUGCGUGGGGAAUUGGCGGCUGUUACGGUUUCUUUGGCCUCAAACACUGCGGGGCAUUUGGUGGAACUAUCAUCAGUACUUCAUGGGGCUGCAGUCGACGGGAAUCCACAAUGGAUGCGGCGGCGGCCUUUGCGAUUAUAAGUAUUUUAUCUUCCUGCACAGCGACGGUAAUGGCGUUAUUAAUGUACUUCCGUACGUGUUUUCUACGAUUGAGUUUAUUUAUUGUCAGUCUCCUUACGGGGAUUACACUGUUGAUUACAUGGGCCUGUGUGGCGGAUGUUUAUCAUAAACCAAUGUGUGGAAGUGGAACGGGAUUUGGGGCUCUUUACAAUUACGGCCCCGCAUUUGGAUUGAUUGUGUUUACUUGGAUUUUGCAGGUGUUUGCGGUGAUCUUGUGUGGAAUCAUAACUUUUUAA
Trypanosoma theileri is the source of this 516-nucleotide messenger RNA. Its product is annotated as amastin-like surface protein-like protein. The record is from RefSeq and is a predicted model, not a curated record. The transcript has a single exon. Lineage: Eukaryota; Euglenozoa; Kinetoplastea; Trypanosomatida; Trypanosomatidae. Bases 1 to 516 code for a protein of 171 amino acids.